ACAACGUGGGUUCGGUGGACCGGCGGAGGUCCGUCUCUUUUCCUCUCCUCAGCGACGAGGCGUGCGGGGGAAGGUUGAGAGAGAAAGGUGGUCGUGGUCCCGUACUCCCGUGGAAGAGGCGUCCCCGGGCUAAUGCGUUGAGGGCUCGCCGGCGUAGAGAUCUUCCGGCGGCCUAGUUGACGAUGGGAAACUCGCUUGGUUGCUCGGCUUCCGGGGAACGUCUUGUGUCGGCGGCUAGAGAUGGUGAUUUCAUUGAGGCUCGCAUGUUGCUCGAAUUCAACCCUUGCCUUGCCAAGUACUCCACCUUCGGCGGCCUCAAUUCCCCGCUCCAUUUCGCCGCCGCAAAGGGGCACAACGAUAUAGUUACGCUGCUGCUGGAGAAUGGGGCGGACGUGAAUUCGAGGAAUUAUUGCGGCCAGACGGCGUUGAUGCAAGCUUGCCGGCACGGGCACUGGGAAGUCGUGCAGGCUCUGUUGCUCUACCGAUGCAAUGUUACUAGAGCGGAUUAUCUCAGUGGUAGGACGGCGCUACACUUUGCAGUGGUGGAUGGGCAUGUGAGGUGCAUAAGGCUUUUGGUUGCUGACUUUGUCCCGAGCUCGCCCUAUGCGACGGCAGCUUCCAUUGAGGUUGGGGACGGAGAUGGUUGCAGCAGGAGCAGCAGCCUUGAUUCUUCUUUGGGACUUAGAUAUGAUCAGAUUUCUCUGGCAAAGUUUAUUAGCAAGCCAGCUGAUGGCGGUAUCACGGCUCUUCACAUAGCAGCUUUGAAUGGUUAUGUUGAGUGCGUUCAGCUGUUGCUUGAUUUGCAUGCCAAUGUUGCUGCUGUGACAUUUCAUUAUGGUUCUUCGAUGAAUUUGAUUGGAGCGGGAAGCACUCCUUUGCAUUAUGCAGCUUGUGGAGGCAAUCUUAAAUGUUGCCAGUUACUCUUAUCUAGAGGUUCUAGCAGAUUAGCAUUGAACUGUAAUGGUUGGAUUCCAGUUGAUGUUGCUAGGAUAUGGGGCCAUCAUGCACUUGAGGAUUUACUUGUGCCCAAUUCUGACAUGAGCAUACCAAUUUUUCCGCCAUCGAAUUAUCUUACAUUGCCUCUAAUGAGCAUACUUAAUAUCGCAAGAGAGUGGGGUUUGCAAUCCUUGAUCGUUUGUGAUGAUGCUGAUCUCUGUCCAGUUUGCCUAGAAAGAUCCUGCAAUGUAGUUGCUGAAGGUUGCGCACAUGAGUUCUGUGUCAAGUGUGCUCUCUACCUUUGCUCAACCAGCAACUACACGUCAGAAACUUUAGGCCCUCCUGGAACAAUUCCAUGUCCUCUUUGCCGUAGUGGGAUAGUCUCUUUCACUAGACGGCACAGUAACCAAACAAAGGAGCUCAAAUCAACACCAUCUCUCAGUUUCUGCAACCCUUGCAUUCUCCAUUCUCGAGCCAUGGAGCCACCUGCAACGCCUUGUAGAUCCGAGUUCUGUAAGAACCGUGAAAUGGCUUCAGACCUAAUGUGCCCGCUCACUUGCGCUCCAUUCCCUUCUGUUGCCAUCCCUACCUGUUAUUGUGACGAUGGCCCGUGCCCAGCUCUUGAACUGCAAGAUGAGAGCACGCAUGGACAAUCUCCUCAUCGCUCGCAGAGCUUGGUGAGCGAAUCCGAUAAAUUUGAUGAUCGAAGGCUUGAGAGAAGUAGCUGUUCUGGGAUAUUUUGGAGCAGAAGAAGUUGCCACAGAGAACACCAGUGCAAUGCUGAGAUAAAUGCUUGAACCUCAGUUACAUAAUUUUUUUUUUCUUCUCUCUCCCUGGUUUUUUAAGCCUCUUCACGCUGGGAAAUCAGUUCCAGGUUAACAAUGCCGGCUUGCCGACUUGUCAGUCUGAGACUGGUGAGGAGCUAUGGUUGAGCUCUUUGUUAGUAUCAUUGGGUAUGGUUUCUGUAUAUGGUUAACUUCUUGUUGUUCAACAGAAAGCAGCUAUAUGUCUUAAAUCAUUUGUAUGUUCUGUGAUGAAUUGGGUAUGGUGACUUGUUCAUUUGAACUUGGAUUCGUGGUUCUGCCAUGGAGAAUGAUGGUUCUUUUUAUAGAAUAUAAUUGGUGGCUAGAUUAUCUAA
Dendrobium catenatum is the source of this 2074-nucleotide messenger RNA. Its product is annotated as probable E3 ubiquitin-protein ligase XBOS33. The transcript has 10 exons. Bases 183 to 1733 code for a protein of 516 amino acids. Lineage: Eukaryota; Viridiplantae; Streptophyta; Magnoliopsida; Asparagales; Orchidaceae. The record is from RefSeq and is a predicted model, not a curated record. Gene Ontology annotation, molecular function: protein binding.